Cheilinus undulatus (humphead wrasse) is the source of this 1235-nucleotide messenger RNA. RefSeq names its product nucleoside-triphosphatase, cancer-related (gene ntpcr). NCBI's taxonomy places the organism in Eukaryota, Metazoa, Chordata, Actinopteri, Labriformes, Labridae. Gene Ontology annotation, molecular function: ATP hydrolysis activity. The coding region runs from base 47 to 631 and encodes 194 amino acids. The transcript has 5 exons. The record is from RefSeq and is a predicted model, not a curated record.
UCAACUCGAUGUGUACGGAAGUGUAGCAGCAGAGGAGAAAACUGAGAUGAUCAAACACGUUUUUCUGACAGGACCUCCAGGUGUGGGUAAAACCACGCUGGUCCAGAAAGCCUGUGAAGCUCUGGUGUCAUCAGGAGUGAGAGUUGAAGGUUUCUACACAGAGGAGGUCAGGGAGGGGGGCCGUCGAGUCGGCUUUGAUGUAGUCACAGUGACGGGAGAGCGAGGCCGGCUGUCCAGAAUCAGAGACGUGUCCGCUCUGUCUCACGGCAGACGGGAAUACACGGUGGGACAGUAUGUGGUCGACCUGCCAUCGUUUGAAAGUGUGGCUCUCCCUCUCUUCAGAAAUGUGGGUUCAGGAGGAGGGGGCGACAGGAAGGUGUUUGUCAUCGAUGAGAUCGGUAAGAUGGAGCUCUUCAGCCAGUCCUUCAUCAGAUCAGUGAGGCAGAUUUUAGAAAGCUCCCCCUGCACCGUCCUGGGUACCAUCCCCAUCCCGAAGGGUAAACCUCUGGGCCUGGUGGAGGAGGUGCGGGGCCGGAGGGAUGUCAAGGUCUUCACUGUGUCAAAGGAGAACAGGAGCUCUCUGCUACAGGACAUCCUAUCAGCACUACAGGACUGUCUGAAACAAAGCUAACGUGUGGGUUCAGAGCCUCUUUAGAGGAGGAACCGUGCAGCCUGUGAGGGUUUUAUGCUGACGGUCAGUUUUAUUUGUGUCAGUGAGCGUACAGGCCAAGUGUUGAGUGGAUCCACACACGCUCACAUCAGGGUUAUGACCCAACCUGAAGGACACGCAGAGCCGCAGGAGCAGUGUUUGUGUCACAUGCAUGCAUUUAUGUUCAAUAUUAAUUUCUUUCUUUCGCAUACGGCCUCAAAAUGGAUUACAUGCUGAAUAAUUGAUGGUGAGAUGGAACACGGCGGGGAAUUGUUCAGUUAGUGUGUAAAUAACCUGCACUCGAAGAGUCCAGCACCGUUUGUGUUGAACACAGAUCAGAUUUAUUUCUCAUUAAGAUCUUGGUUUAAAGCUUACAGCGUUCAUUUUACAGUAACAAAGAAAGAUUGUUGUAGAUUUAUUCUUUUAUCGGCUGUGUUAGCCUCUCCUGUGUUUGUCUUGUCAACCGCAGGAAUUGCUCACAGAGAUCGAUCAAUAUUUAACCGUGCUUGUAUGUCCAAUCCUUUCAUGGUUUAUUCAUUCACCAGUGUGAACAAGAAAUGGAAAAAUAAACAGACAUUGUCUUUCA